This is a messenger RNA of Aspergillus sclerotioniger CBS 115572, 1050 nucleotides long. Its product is annotated as D-mandelate dehydrogenase-like dehydrogenase. The transcript is spliced from 3 exons. Gene Ontology annotation, cellular component: cytosol. NCBI's taxonomy places the organism in Eukaryota, Fungi, Ascomycota, Eurotiomycetes, Eurotiales, Aspergillaceae. The coding region runs from base 1 to 999 and encodes 332 amino acids. Gene Ontology annotation, molecular function: NAD binding; glyoxylate reductase (NADPH) activity; hydroxypyruvate reductase [NAD(P)H] activity. The record is from RefSeq and is a predicted model, not a curated record.
AUGACAUCCCUUAAGCCAUUCGUUCUGUUCUUCAACCCUGUCAGACAUGCAGGUAGCUUCUAUACGAAGCUGCAGGAAGUCGCCCAUACAGAGGUGGUGACCAGUAAGACCCGGGACGAGUUCUUCCGGGAUCUCCAAGACAAGUACAAGAACAUUUUCGCCAUUUAUCGAACUUCCGCUAGUGGUGCAGUCGCAGGUAAAUUCGACAAGGAACUCAUUGACAGAUUGCCGCCUACAUGCAAAUACAUCUGCCACAAUGGCGCCGGCUACGAUCCCAUUGACACCAAAGCCUGCGACGACAAGGGCAUCAUCGUAACCAAUGCUCCUGAUCCCGUCACCGACGCUACGGCAGAUCUCGCCAUCUUUCUUCUCCUGGGAGCAUUGCGCCAACUGAACCCCGCCAUGUCUGCCCUUCGCGCAGGCAAGUUUAAAGCCGGAGUCGACUUCGGCCAUGACCCCCAGGGCAAAACCCUCGGGAUCCUCGGAAUGGGUCGCAUCGGGCGUGCCAUAAAGGCCCGCUGUGACCCGUUCGGCUUGAAGACUGUCUAUCAUAACCGCAAUCCCUUGUCGGCAGAGCAAGCUGCCGGAGCAGAGUAUGUGUCGUUUGACAAGCUCAUUGAGGAGAGUGAUAUCAUCAGCGUGAAUGUGCCGUUGAAUGCCAACACGAAGUAUCUGAUCGAUGCUGCGGAGAUUGCUAGGAUGAAGCCGGGUGUGGUUAUUAUCAAUACGGCGCGUGGGGCGAUUAUUAAUGAAGCUGCUAUGGCGGAUGCUUUGGAGAGGGGUCAUAUUGGUGCGGUUGGGUUGGAUGUUUAUGAGCGGGAGCCGGAGAUUAAUGAGAAGUUGCUGAAACAGCCUCGUGCUCUGAUGGUUCCUCACGUGGGUACGCAUACUACGGAGACGCUGGCGAAGAUGGAGGCUUGGGCUAUGGAGAAUGUGAGAAGGGCUAUUGUUGGGGAGGCUUUGUUGUCGCCGGUUCCGGAGCAUAGAGGGCUUUGUUAGGGGGGAUAUGACCAGCUGCCUUGUCUCUUCUGUCAUAUAUUUUGCAAAUAG